This is a messenger RNA of Erigeron canadensis, 1134 nucleotides long. Its product is annotated as very-long-chain enoyl-CoA reductase-like. Lineage: Eukaryota; Viridiplantae; Streptophyta; Magnoliopsida; Asterales; Asteraceae. The record is from RefSeq and is a predicted model, not a curated record. Gene Ontology annotation, biological process: lipid metabolic process. Gene Ontology annotation, molecular function: oxidoreductase activity, acting on the CH-CH group of donors. The transcript has 2 exons. The coding region runs from base 73 to 888 and encodes 271 amino acids.
UUUUAUCAAAACACAACAAUAUAUAUAAUUGAAAUCAUAGUAAAAACUACUCCCCAAAAAACAUAGAUUUAAAUGGUGAUUUCCUACUUCUUACGAGUAGUAUUUCCACCACCACCCUCCUUGUUAGUCAAUGCAGUUUCCAUUGUAACCUUGUUGUGUCUUAUUGCCGGUGGAUACAUGGAAAUUGGGGGGAAAAGCAAGCAGUAUGCCAAGUUUUUCGAUCCAAAUACUAAUAAAAUUUCCAAGGUAGAAGAAAAUCGUAAGCUGUUGCGUAGUAGACAUGGAAUGCUCAUAUUCUAUACACCUUCGUUCAUCGUAGGUCUUGUUGCUUUUGCCAUUUUUCCAUAUCAAAAUCUUCGAUUCUUGAUACUUUUAUAUGUCCUUAACAUUCAUUUCUUUAAAAGGAUCCUUGAGGUUGUAUUUAUUCACAAAUUUAGUGGUUUCAUGAUGCGCAAUGUUGCAAUAACAAUUGGUUUAAGCUACACUGUGUCCACCGCCACAAUGAUCUACGCCCAAUAUCUAUCUCGGGAAUCUCCUGAGCCUUGUGUUGAUCUCAAAUAUGUUGGUGAGGGUAUGUUCUUAAUUGGAAUAAUUGGGAACUUUUACCAUCAUUAUAUUCUUUCUAAACUAAGAAAGAAUGGAAACAAAGAGUAUAAAAUCCCGACAGGAGCAUUAUUUGAUUUGGUAAUCUGUCCACACUAUUUCUUUGAGAUUGUGGAGUUCAUAGGAGUUUCUUGCAUUUCCCAGACCAUGUUUUCGUUUUGUUUUACUCUCGGCACAAUAUUUCUCUUGAUCGGGCGAAGCCAUGCUACACGAAAAUGGUACAUUUUAAAGUUUGGAGAAACGUUUCGCAAGGACAUCAAGGCAAUAGUUCCGUACUUCUUCUAGAUGCGUGCAUAACAUGUAGGGCUGUCAAUGGGUUCGAGUUCGGGUUGACAUGUUGAUGGGUUGAAAAACUUUGACCCUAACCCAACCCACUAAAAGUUUUAGGUCAGAAAUUUCAACCCUGGCCUACAACCCGCCAACCCAUGACCCAACCCAUAUGACCUGAUAAGCAAAUAUAUAUAUAUAUAUAUAUAUAAUGGAAUAAAUCAAUCAAUAUAAAGCUCUCUAUCAUUGAUGUGUACUUACCGU